UAAAAUUACCAACCUCGCGUCCGGCCAAAAGAAGUGCUCCUGCCGUCGAGGCAUCCGAACCGUUAAAAUUACCAACCUCGCGUCCGGCCAAAAGCAGUGCUCCUGCCACGCGAGCCAAGGGGGGAAAGAAACCGAAAAUGGACGCCGAAACCGGAUUGGAAUGCUUCGACAAGAACCAGUCCGGAAACUGUCCGUUGUGGGCCGCUAGGGUAAGAGAUGAGACAAGCACGGUAUGAAACGGCAUGUCGCAUCGUCCGGUGUAGCGUUGUUUUGUAUUUGCAUACAUUGCUAAGCAACGGCCGUGCCAUCCUGAAUGGGUUUCGGCAUACAGGAACUCGCCUCUCACCAUUUCAUUUUGCGCAACCCACAUUGGACAAAUAACUAGGGGGAAUGCAAGACCAACAGGACCUAUAUGCACGAGAACUGCAGGCUAUCCUGUGACCGCUGCCAGUAAGUUAAGCGAUCGAUCGAUCAAUCACUAUUUUUAAAUGGGGAUGGAAAAUAAGAGAAACCCGCCACGAGAAGGAAAGACUCGUCGUCGGCGUAUUGCACUGUUAAAAAUUCUUUCCGUGCCGUCUUUUUCUCGCCUCGAUUCCAAAAUAGAAGACAUCUAAUCAUUUCAUUCUUUCUCCCAUCGUGUUGCACCACUUUAUGGCGAUUUGCGCUGUGCUUCAUUCCCACCACUGACUACGCAGUGUGGUGCGCAUGCAAAACCACCAGGACAUUAGCAAGUUCAUAGCCAGGAAGAAUCGAGAGAACGCCAAGGAAAUCGAACGCAAAAGAAAAGCCAGGGAGGCACGGCGGGUUCUGGAGAACCGGAACAAAAUCGGCAGCGGAAGAGACGAGUUGUGAGAGCAUUGUUUGCAACAACAUCAUUGGAGUUUCGUUGCUGGGUGCAAACCGUGCCAAAGAGAGCCAGUAGUCAGUUUCUAGAAACUGUCAAGUCUCGGAUUUUUUGUAAACAACAAAAACCAUCCGAACAAAGAGUUUCUGCGAGUCGUCGUUCUAGCCUGCUCGUUAGUCAAUUAGUCGUCGCGUCGUACAGCAUCGGUAUCAUGGUCCGGGAUGUGUUUGGUCCGACGAGACCGUGCUGAACGUGCAUUUUGAUUUAUCGUAUGCUUUUUGGACAGAGGGACGAGAUCAUCCCAAACCUAGAUACACAAAUAGAGAGAGAAAAUUAUU
Messenger RNA from Pseudo-nitzschia multistriata, 1182 nucleotides. The record is from the annotation of a GenBank genome assembly. Lineage: Eukaryota; Bacillariophyta; Bacillariophyceae; Bacillariales; Bacillariaceae.